UACGUCAUUAUAGUUGACGUGCUGUUGCACUGUAUAGUCUGCACUUGCAGUGUCUGCGUCGGUGCGUCCGCAGUCUGCAGGCACGUACUAGCUUGCAACUUGCUAUUUGCUAUAUAAGUAGUUCCGCCCGUUCGCCACCAUCCACUGCACCGCUGUCAUCAAGAAGGCGUCACCGCGCAUUCAAGUAUUCAUUGUCCACAUUGUGCAAGUUCUUCUUGGAAGCUGGAUAACAGCGUAUGAAGUUGAUUCCUUAUAAGAUUGUGCAAAAACAAUCACUUAUACAAGGCAGUAAGAAACUUAGGCAAGAUGUCUAACAUUGGAAACUUGGAACAGCAAAUUGCAAGCUUGCAGCUUUCGCUCGAUGGAAGCCCCGAUGGAAAAACUAUAAAGACUGGGAAAAAAAUUGGCCCAGCAGUUCCACCAAAGCCAAAAAAGUCACUGCCACAGGUACCGCAAAGUUAUUCUAUAAAGGGUGCAUCAAUACCGUCAUACAGCACAGUAUUAAACAAUACUGGAUCCAUCGACAAAGCUAAUAAUCUGUACAUGAACUCUCCAGCUCCCUAUGUAUCGCAUAAUGCCGAAAAAAAUGAUUAUGCACGUUUCACAUCGACAAAUGGAUCUGACUCUUCAAAGUUUUACCAGAAAAACGAAAAUUUGUAUGCAAAUCAACUACAAGACAAAUUUGACCCUGUGUUCAAUUAUGACAAAAAUAGAUACGACGAAAAAAACUUUUACUCUAACAUCGGUAAUAUGCCAGGACCUCAAGUGCCAAACAUAAUCGAUAGAACUAGUGGAACGCUUGCUGAUCAGUCAUCAAGGGAUGUAGUUUACAGUAACAUUGAACCUGCCAUACCUAUACCUGUUCCUCAACCUGUACAAAAAGAAAAAGAUAUUGUUUACAGCAAUAUUCAAUGGAACACUACAAAACCUGAAAGUACUUACUGCAACAUUCCUUCGCAGAGCCAUAACACAGACGACUUACCGCCACCUCCCGACCCCUCAGAAUACAUUUCUUGUAUACCAGGUAACAUCUUUCCUCCCCCUCCGGAAGAACUUCCGCCACCACCUAGUCCCGUAUCAUCCAGUUAUAGUGAAUUAAGAAGAGCGACUUACCAAACAGAUUUUCCAUCCGAAUCAUACCCGAACGACAUUUACGGCCCAAGCUCGCAGUCCAGCUCCACUUAUGAAUCCAUUUACGAGCCGAUCAAUCCCAGGCCUCCGUCACAGCUGUCUUGCAAUUACUCCGUGUACUCCGGCUAUGGCUCUGCCUCUCAACCACAAGGGAAAAUAUCGCCAGUGAAAGAAGUAGAUGUUUUAACAGAUCUCCUGGUGCAAGGAAUGGAAGAUAAUGCCGACGACGGCGAUAUAUACGGAAUUUGCUCGCAGUGCGGCAAAAAAGUAGAGGGUGAGGGAACAGGUUGUUCAGCCAUGGACAAAGUCUUCCAUAUAAGUUGCUUUUGCUGCUUCAUCUGCAGCGUCAAUCUGCAAGGUAAACCGUUUUACCCCCUCGAGGGUAAGCCCUACUGCGAGGAGGACUAUUUGAACACUUUGGAAAAGUGCUGCGUCUGCACUUUGCCGAUUUUGGAUAGAAUUUUACGUGCCACCGGAAAACCGUAUCAUCCGUCUUGUUUCACGUGCGUAGUUUGCGGCCAAAGUUUGGAUGGUAUUCCAUUCACAGUUGACGCCACGAAUCAAAUACAUUGUAUACAAUGUUUCCACAAAAAAUUUGCUCCAAGAUGUUGCGUAUGCAAGUUGCCAAUAAUGCCUGAACCAGGCGAAGAAGAAACUGUACGCGUUGUAGCCCUUGACAGAAGUUUUCACAUUCAGUGCUAUAAGUGCGAAGAUUGUGGACUCGUGCUAUCUUCAGAUUCGGAAGACGGAUGUUAUCCCUUGGACGACCAUGUUCUUUGUAAAAGUUGCAACGCUGCUAGAGUACAGGCCUUAACGUCUCAUAUGACGACUGAAUUGUAAAAAAAUUUACCAGUACUGCAUUUUAUCAAACUAAGGUGUACUGAAAUUAUUUGCACAAACUUUUGAGAUAACGAUAUCGAAUUUAAAAAAAACUUUUCAGCAUUUUCAUGCUACUACAAUAAUCUUUGGAAAAUUUUCAAACUGAAAUGAAUGCAUUUUUAGCAUGUGGUAAUUAUCUACAAUUUUACAAGCAUUUGAUAUAGAUAUUUUAAAGUUGCAAGGAGUAACUUUUGUAUAAUUUUAUAAAAGCUUAUGUAUGUUGCAUUUUUGUAAAUAACAUAAAAAUUUUUCAAUUUCAUUAAAAUACGUAUGAGUUGUUGGUUGAUUUAUAAGAGUAUUUAUAAACUGCUGAGUAAGUAGGGAAAUGCAACGUAAGGUAACGGCAAAUACACACUAAAAUAGUAUAUGCCCAAGUAUUUAGCAAAUGAAAGAAUGUGCAGAAUAGCAUUAUUUAUUUUACACUUCAGGUAUUUCUAUACUGUAUGUCGUAGAUUGAUUUAUAUAGCUUACAGAAAGAAAAUAUGAAAUAAAGAAUUAAGUAUUUUAGUGAAUAAGCUACUUGUUUGUAGUAAAAUUGUGAUUUCUUUCUAAGUGUAAUAAUAAAUACCUUAUUACGUUAUUAUUUCAAUGU
Copidosoma floridanum is the source of this 2602-nucleotide messenger RNA. RefSeq names its product lipoma-preferred partner zyxin (gene Zyx). Gene Ontology annotation, biological process: cell-cell adhesion. The record is from RefSeq and is a predicted model, not a curated record. Gene Ontology annotation, cellular component: focal adhesion; stress fiber. NCBI's taxonomy places the organism in Eukaryota, Metazoa, Arthropoda, Insecta, Hymenoptera, Encyrtidae.